AUGGCGAGUAACUCCUCGGCAGGAAAGGAUGAAUGGCUUGUUGGGCUUCAGCAGUUUAUCAACACACGACUACGGACAAUACCAUUCGCUGCCGCCGCACGGGUACGGCCACAGGUGUCAGUGCCGCUGCCGCUACCGAACACACAGUACCUAAUUGACGGUCUAAUGUGGAGUGUGAGAGACUGCGCUGCGUGGGCGGCCGAUGCGUGGCUAUGCGCACAGAGUCAUCUGCACGCCUGCACACAGCGCUAUGCGAAACUGAAUGAAACCCUGACAUACAAUGCGCAACAACGGCAGGGCGGGCGGGAGUCAAAGCAAGGCGAAGAUAGCGCUGCCGAGAGGGAGAGGAUGUACGACUGCCACGCGCUUAUACAAGAUAUUUACAUUGCGUUCUGUCUAGUUGAUGCCUUCCUUCGCCACAUGAGCGAGGUGUCCAAGAGUGUGAAGGAGUUGGUGGAAAAGGAACUGCCGCGGCUGGUGGCGGAUCAUAUGCCCCUGUGGGAACCAGUCCAUAACCACUACGCCGAGGAAGCUGUUGAAGACCACAGGCUGCUUUUUCUCGACUUGCUACGGUCGUGGACAGUGACAGGCUUGCUCCGCCCUGAUACUCAGCGCCGCAUAGAGGAGUACGUGCGCCACAAGCUCAAAACGGUGCGCGAAGCUAUUGCCGAUUCCAGCCGCCGUAGCAAUGACGGUCAAGUCGCAGUUUCCAGCAGAAGGGAGAGGCAGAUAAGGGCUAUCAGUUCUGGGCUACGGGCGUUCCUAUACAAUACUGCGGAGCAAAAGCAGCAACAGCAGUUGUCGGUGCCGCUGCCAUCAGAAGGUAAAAGUGGGGAACGAACGAAUGCUGUGGACGCCGUCCGGCUUACAAUGGCAAGCUUUGUCUCGGCGAUUUUCCCGAGCUCACGCACCGAAGCGGGGCGAUACCGUUGCGCUCAUUGUGGUUUGGUCCUAAAGAACGCUAGCGCGAAGACAUCACACUAUCGCUACCACUUCUGCAGCAGGAGCUAUAACACAGAGUUAAAAAUUGUACGACUUCCGUUUCCGGCCUUGGAGGAUUACAUAUCCCACGAGGUGGACUGUGGCGAGACCGGUAGCUUUGUGAGGGUAACUCACGACAUGUUAGACGUCUUUCGAUCACCGCAGAACCGAACUGUGAGGGUUCGCGAAAGAAUAUCACGUGAAAAGCCCAAAUAA
Molecule: messenger RNA, 1197 nt
Organism: Trypanosoma brucei brucei TREU927
Lineage: Eukaryota; Euglenozoa; Kinetoplastea; Trypanosomatida; Trypanosomatidae
Exons: 1
Coding region: 1-1197 (398 amino acids)
Source: RefSeq, a predicted model, not a curated record